Messenger RNA from Lathyrus oleraceus (garden pea), 1377 nucleotides. RefSeq lists its product as uncharacterized. The transcript has 6 exons. Lineage: Eukaryota; Viridiplantae; Streptophyta; Magnoliopsida; Fabales; Fabaceae. The record is from RefSeq and is a predicted model, not a curated record. The coding region runs from base 1 to 1377 and encodes 458 amino acids. Gene Ontology annotation, molecular function: zinc ion binding; nucleic acid binding.
AUGUGUGAUAAUCAUAUAUACGAUGAUUCUAGAAUGUUUGGGAUUGAAUUGGAGGGGUUUUGGGGGUUCUGUAGAGGAAAAUCACGUUCCGAGUUUUACACGUCUGAACUGUCUCGCUUAGUGAAGGGCCAGCAACACCAGGCUAGUGAUAAGUUCCGUGGAUUGGGAAACUUUUCGCCAACGUUCAAGGGCAGAUAUGAUCCGAAGGGUGCGCGGGCAUGGCUCAGAGGACUAGAGGCUGUUGGUAAUGAGAUUACUUGGGCUGUGUUUAGAGCGUAUUUUCUAGAGAAGUACUUUUCUGAGGAUGUGCGCAGUAAGAAGGAGAUUGAGUUCCUUGAGAUGAAAAAAGGGAAUUCGAUAGUUGCAGAGUAUGCUAUGAAGUUUGAGGAGCUAUGGAGUUUUGUCCACACUAUAACGGUGCAACUGUUGAGAGGGAAUGAUCAGAAUCUUGGGAAACUGUAUAGUGCUCCAGCUAACAAAGGGAAAUGGAAGGCUGACCAUAAAUAUGUAGGUGGGAAAGAGCUAAGUGGGGAGGGACUCUUACUACUGAUUAAUAAUCUGGCCUGCUUUAACUGUGGAGAGCGGGGUCAUAUUAGUACUCAGUGUGAGAAACCUAAGAAGACUCAGUCUAGAGGAAAAGUUGUUGCUUUGAGUGGAGUAGAGACUACAACAUCUGAUAACCUGAUUAAAGGUGUUACAUAUUCGUUUAUAUCUGUCGAGUGUGUGUCGAGGUUGAAUUUGGAAGUUUCUGUUAUGUGUGGUAGCAUGGUCAUUGAUACUUCAACAAAUGGUUCAUUGACUACUUUGUUAGUGUACCAGAAUUGUCCUUUGAUGAUUUAUGGUAUAGAUUUUAGGAUUGACUUAGUGUGUUUGUCUCUAAGUCAACUUGAUGUUAUUCUGGGAAUGAAUUGGUUGAAGUUCAACCAUGUGUUUAUCACUUAUUUUGAUAACUCAGUCCAGUUUCUUGAAUCCAAAGAGAAUAAGGAAUCAAGUUUCAUGACCAUGAGAAAGGUAGAGAUGUCCUUGAGUGAGAGUGAUCAUGUGUUCAUGGUGUUUGCAUCCUUGAGUGGGGGAAGCGAGAGAAUGAUUAAAGAUCUACAUGUUGUAUGGAAUUUUCAUGAGGUGUUCCUAUAUGACAUUAGAGAUUUUCUGCCAGAGCGUGAGGUAGAGUUUGCUAUAAACUUAGUAUCUGAUACUAGUCCCGUGUCAAUGGCUCCUUAUAAGAUGUCUGUUGCAGAGCUGAGUGAGUUGAAGAAACAGUUAGAGGAUCUUCUUGAGAAGAAGUUUAUUCGACUAAGUGUUUCACCAUGGGGAGCACCAAUGCUAUUAGUUAAGAAGAAAGAUGGUAACAUGAGGUUGUGUGUUGAUUAUCGAUAA